CCUCCUCUGGCCCCCCGAGUCCCGGCCAUUUUCGUCCCGCAGCCGCUUUUCACUCUCGCUCGUCUUUCACCCACUUUCUGUCUCGUGGGCGCCCCCCGGGACUCGAGCCCCCGAAGGGGAGAAGAAUAGGCCGGGUCUCCCCUCCCGCCCCUAGGCCCCCACUCCAUGAGGGUUUUUCACACCGCGAUGACCCGGCCCGGCCUCGGGGAGCCCCGGUACAUCGCCGUGGGCUACGUGGACGACACGCAGUUCGGGCGGUUCGACAGCGACUCCCCAGGCCAGAGCGCGGAGCCGCGGGCGCCCUGGGCGGAGAGCUUGGGGCAGGAGGAGCGGGACGAGGAGACUUGGCACCAAAGGGACAACAUACUAUGGUACGGAGCGCAGCUGGACACCCUGCGCGGCCUCUACAACCAGAGCGAGACCGGCUCUCACACCCUCCAGAGGAUGUCUGGCUGCGACAUGGGGCCCGACGGGCGCCUCCUCCGCGCGUACAGACAGUUCGCCUAUGACGGCGCCGAUUACCUGGCCCUGAACGGGGACCUGCGCUCCUGGACCGCGGUGGACACGGCCGCUCAGAUCACCCAGCGCGAGUGGGAGGCCCGGGGUGAGGCAGAGAAAUUCAGGAACUAUGCGGAGGGCAAGUGCUUGAGGUGGCUGCGCACAUUCCUGGCGCACGGGAAGGAGACUCUGCAGCGCACGGAUCCCCCAAAAACACGCAUGACCCACCACCCCACUUCUGAGCAUGAGGUCACCCUGAAGUGCUGGGCCCUGGGCUUCUACCCUGCGGACAUCACCCUAACCUGGCAGCGAGAUGGGGAGGACCUGACCCAGGAGAUGGAGCUGGUGGAGACCAGGCCUGGGGGAGAUGGAACUUUCCAGAAGUGGGCGGCUAUGGUGGUGCCUUCUGGAGAGGAGCAGAGAUACACGUGCCACGCGCAGCAUGAGGGGCUGUUGGAGCCCCAAGUCCUGAGAUGGGUGCCCCCUCCUCAGUCCUCCAUCCCUACCUUUGGCAUCAUUGCUGGCCUGGUUCUUCUUGGAGCUGUGCUCACUGGAGCUGCAGUGGCUGCAGCUGUGAUGUGGAGGAAGAAGCACUCAGGAGGACAAGGAGGAAGCUACAGUCAGGCUGCAGGCAACGACAGUGUCCAGGGCUCUGAUGUGUCUCUCAGCCCCUAAGGAUCUUUUACAAUGAACCCGAUGAGGCUCCUGUUGUGCACACCCUAGGCAGCAGGGCGAUGAUGUCACUGUUGUUCUUAACUGUGAUAUUGAGCAUUUGUUCAUAUUUUUACUUUUCUAUGACUACAGUUGCUGUUUGUAUGGAAGUUUUGUACAUUUUUAUAGAGGAAGUGCUAUCUAUUUAUUUAUUACACUAUUUUGUCCUUAUUAAUAUUAGGUUAUUUCUUUCUGAUCAUUGAGUUUUAGGCAUUAUGUGUAGAUACAGUCCUUUAUCAGAUUCGUGACUUGCAAAUGUUUCCCCCCCACACUGUGACCUGAACUCCUUUACUGAUGGGAAAACAAACACUAUUGCCCAGACAGGAGCAUGGAGAUUAAAAAAACAUAGACACACACACACAUAUAUAUGCGUGUGUGUGUGUGUAUAUGUGUGUGUGUGUAUUUUUUUUUUUUAGAAGAGAAAAGAUAAAUUGCUAACUGGUUUUGAGCAGAUACUGGCUCACUGGGGUGUUGGGGGUGGAGGGGAAUGACUUAUGCAUAUCCUUGAGUGUUAUUUAAAUGUCCUUGUAUGAGCAUGAAAUAUGCUUUCUAAAGUAAAUUACACUUCAUUCCUCAAGUUAUAAAACUCUUCACACAUCAUGACCAAAUCAUGUGUUAAGACCAGACUGACAUGUGGGUUACAAGUGAUGAACCCGCACAUCAUAGUUACAAAGUCAUGGUUUCCCUUUGGGUUCACUCUGGUGUUGUCAGUUCUCAGGGUGUUGAACAAAUGUAUUAUGUGUAGAUACAGUCCUUUAUCAGAUUCGUGAUUUGCAAAUGUUUCCCCCCACACUGUGACCUGAACUCCUUUACUGAUGGGAAAACAAACACUAUUGCCCAGACAAUACCUGUGUCCAUCAUGAGAAUAUCAUGCAGAAUAUUUUCACUGCCCCUAAUGUCUUCUGUGCUCCAAGGAAGCAAAAGCAAAAAAAAAAAUGGAAUCACAUCAGACUAAAAAGCUUCUAUGUAGUGAAGGAAACUAUCGUUAAAAUGAAAAGACAAUAUCAAAUCGGAGAAACUAUUUGCACAUCAUCAAUCCAACAAGAAGUUAAUAUCCAAAAUCUACAAAGAAUUCCAAAACAAGAAAAAAACUCAAAGCAGGGCAGAGGAGCUAAAUAGGUACUUUUCUAAAGAAGACAGACAUGUGGCCAAUAGGAUAAAUGUUUGUCAUCAUGUGCUGUCAGGAAAAUGCCAAUUAAGACCACAAGGAGUUACCACCUCACACUGUGAGAAUGACCCACUGAAGGGUGUGGAGGAAAAGGAACUCUGGCACAUGGUGGGUGGGAAUGAUGUCUGAUCCUGUUAGCAGGCUGAAUGAGGGGUUCCCUGUACCCUCAAAACUACACAGUCUACAUGGGGUCUGCCAUCAGCUGCAUAAAGACAAAACAUAAUCUAAAGUGUAAGACCUUCAAUAGAAAAGAACUUUAAUACAAUUAGUAUAAAAUAGAGAAUCAGUGUGCAAUAGAGAGAGAGAGAAGAGAAAGAAUAUAGUUAGAAUAGUUCCCAAGUGAAGCAUCCAAAGUUACCUGUCCCCUCAUGGGUAAGUGCCCAGCCAAACAGGCUUGCCCAAAGCAGGCCCACUGAGGCCCGAAGGCCUGCCACAAGGCUAAAGCACCUACUGGUAGAGACCCAUGGGACAGGGCAGGAGGGGCCAGGCAAGUCUGGAAGGACAAGAGCAAAAUAAAAAUCCACAUCAAGAUAACAGCUGCCAUUGUCAGCUUCCCCAUGGGCCUCCCACCCACAUCUUUGUCUCUUUCAUGUGUCUCUUUCCAUGUCCUCAAUUCCCUGGCACAAGUCCACGUCUGAGGAACAAGCCUGGCUUCUUCUUCACAUGUCUCUCUCUCCAUGCUCCUCCUCCAGUCUUCUUUCUGCAUCUCACUCCACAUCUUCCUCCUCUUCCUUAGCUUCUCAUCCCUGCUCAGCCCCACCUUUCCUUGGGUGGGGCGGUAACCUGGAACCUUUCUUUUCUAUGGAUAGCACAAAGGUCCUGCUACUAUAGGAAAAAAAAAAAGAAGGUUCCUCAAAAUGGUCAAGCAUCCCAUUCCUUGGUAUUUAUCCAAAGAAGGUAAAAACACUAAUUCUGAGGAAUAUGCGCCUCCUCUGGUCACUGCAGCACUGUCCACCAUAACCAAGCUAUGGAGACAAUGUAAGUGCCGAACGGCAGAUGAGGGGAUAAAGAACACAAGCUAUAUGCACAAUGGAAUACUAUUUGGCUGUGAAAAAGAUGAAAUAUUGAAUUUGCAACAACAUGGAUAGAUAUGGAUGGGAUUAUGCUAAGUGAAAUAAGUUUGAAGGAGAAAGUUAAAUACUGGAUGAUUUCAUUCAUAUUUGGAAUGUAAGGAAACAGAGCAGGGACAGACUAAACCAAAACAUAAACUAAAUCAAAACAUACUCUAUAUACAUGACUGCAGAGUUGAAGCUAUGGGCUGGGGUAAGAGUAGGAAACAAAGUAGGAAGAGGGCCAAUGGACUAUGGUGAAGACUAUGCGUGCCCUUAGGGUGGGUGUGAUGUGGUAACAAACAUCUGAAGAGGCUUGACCCUUGUCUCUGAACACAUACAGUGUGUAAACCAAUGCUAAUCUCAACUGAAUAAUACAAUGAGGGGAAAAAUAAAAAAAGUAAAUUAUCUCCUCUCUCAGUCACUGACCUCUGGACUUUGCCUUCGCCUCCUCACUGUCAUGCAGGCUGAGGGGCUGUUUUCCCACAAGGUCAGAGGCAGGAGGUGCAGGGAUUUCUGGGGCUGCUCAAACCCCGCUGAGUAGAGACACUGCAGAGAGGGCGGCUCUGAGAGGAAGAGAGACAGAGGGUCAGAGUAAUCCCAGUGCUGAGUUGAGGAUCUGGUUCCCAAGAAGAGGGGAGUGCAUGUGUGCAUGUGUGUGUGUGUGUGUGUGUGUGUGUAACAGGAAUGAAGGAUACACAACAUAAGAUGAUGGGAAGUCAAUUAACAUCAAGCCCCGGAAUAAAUUAAUUCAAAUCACAUACAGAGUAAAGAGUGUACCUCAAUAAAUACAGUUCCAUGGAGAAGCAGCUUCUGAGUAGGACUGAAAAAGCAUUGGACCUGAAGAAGAGGAGGAGGUUUAGAAAUAUCUCAUGGUUGGCUUGAGGUGUAAAGAGCUGGGCAAUACCCCUCCCCCCACCCUGGCCCCUGCUGGAUGUGGUGGCAUCUUCACCCCUGACAGCUCCCUCCCCCAAACCUAAACAUUCAUCUCCUUUGGAGACACCUGUAUAUGUACAUAUAUGUAUAUGUGUAAUCCCAGCUUCUUCUUAAUCUCCCACCUGUCUGGGGCAUUUAGGUGGUUCCCAUAGCUUGGCUACUGUAAAUAGUUCUGCAGUGGUGACGGGAGAGCAGGGUCCCUUCACAGGAGAGUAUUUAUCCUCUGUGAGGAGAUCCUCAGAGUGGAAUUGCUGGGUCCAAAGGCAGAACCACAUUUACUCCUUUAAGAAACCUCAAUACUGUUUCCAUAAGGGCUGGCUCAGUCUAUAUCCAAAAACAGUGCAGGACUGUCCCCUUUUUUCCAUAUCCUUGCCAGCACUUGAGUUUCUGGUCUUUUGGACAUGGGCCAUUCUCACAGUGUGAAUUGAUUUAAACCAGGGGAUCAUAAAGGCACAAAAUGUGGGCAAAAAGAAAUCCUGUAACACUCAGGCCAACACAAGGCUGUCUCACACUGUGAAAGAAAAUAAUCAUGAAGAAAUUCAGGUGAAUGACCUGAGUGUUAACAUUAUCAAUGGUCCACUGCAUUCUCAAGAUGUCCCUGAAAGCAUCCCCAUCACCUAGUGCCAGCCUCUCUGCCUCAACCCCCACCCCCACUGCAGUCCUCCAGGGUCUCACCUUUAGGGGCUGAGAUACACUUCUUAGCACUGGGACUAUGGCUGCCUGGGGGAGAACACAACAAAGCUUGGUCAGAGAUGAGACCACGGGAGGAACUGAUGAGUGUAACUUCCCCAUGGGCUCCAACUACACUGUCCCCAGGGGCUCAGGGAUCCAACCCCUGAUCCACUCUUACCUGCAGCCUGAGUGUAGUUUCCUCCUUGUCCUCCUGUGGGAAGAAGCAUCAUGUGAGACCAGGAAGGAGUCAGGUCAGAAGCAUCAUGUGAGACCAGGAAGGAGUCAGGUCAGAAGCUUAAAAGAAUCUUCUAAUCCUGUACCACAGGGAAGUUUCCAGAACUGUGAGUAAAGUCCCAGGUCAGGACUGGGAAAAAUGAAGAAAGGAGGUGAGGGGGGACUGGACCAAAUGCCCUCUGGGCAACACCCGUGUGUGUGGAUGGUACUUCCCAUUAACCAGGCAGGGCAAGUUCUCCCUGGGAUGUGAAAGCUCUCAGUGGACAAGAUCCCCCACUCCCUUCCCUACCUGAGCACUUCUUCUAUACCCUCACACAUAAAGCUACCUUUAGUGUAAUCAGCACACCUACAAAGAAAACUGAGCUGGAAAUGAGGACCAUGGCAAGGAUGGAGAACUGAGAACUCCUGGAAAGGAGCAGAGACACACAUGCCCUGUGCAGUAUGAGGGGCUGCUGGAGCCCCAAGUCCUGAGAAGGGGUAAGGAGGGGGAUGUGGGCACACGGCUGACUCAGGGGCAUCAGAAGCCCUUCUAGAAACCUUCAGAGGGUCAGAUUGAGGCCUCAGGUUCAGGGUCUGACAUUCCCUUCCCUUCCAGUGCCACCUCCACAGCUGCCCACUUCUGGAAGUUUCCAUUCCCCCCUCCCUGGUCUGGAGUUCACCAGCUCUGUGUGCUGGGUCAGGUCCUCCCCAUCUCGCUGCCAGGUCAGCGUGAUGUCCGCAGGGUAGAAGCUCAGGGCCCAACACCUCAGGGUGACCUCAUGCUCAGAGAUGGGGUGAUGGGUCAUGUAUGGUGAUUGGGGGGCCUGAGUAGGAAGAAUCAGAAAUUUCAUGCUUUGUGUUUCCUCCAUGGACACUGAAGCAGCCUCAUGUGACCAUCCUCCAGUGGACAGAACAGUAUGCUUGGAGGGAGGAGCACA
Talpa occidentalis (Iberian mole) is the source of this 6185-nucleotide messenger RNA. RefSeq names its product class I histocompatibility antigen, Gogo-OKO alpha chain-like. Gene Ontology annotation, cellular component: external side of plasma membrane. Gene Ontology annotation, biological process: antigen processing and presentation of endogenous peptide antigen via MHC class I via ER pathway, TAP-independent; immune response; positive regulation of T cell mediated cytotoxicity. The record is from RefSeq and is a predicted model, not a curated record. Gene Ontology annotation, molecular function: signaling receptor binding; peptide antigen binding. Lineage: Eukaryota; Metazoa; Chordata; Mammalia; Eulipotyphla; Talpidae. The coding region runs from base 166 to 1173 and encodes 335 amino acids. The transcript is spliced from 6 exons.